UUUGAGCAUGCUUUGAAUAGAUUUUUUUUAUUGUUAUAGAGUUUUUUAUAAGAAUAUUUAAAGGCUCUUUUAUUUCAUCUAAAUAUGUUAUUUUUUUCUGAAGAAAAAUCUAAUUCUAUGAUUGAAACACAAUUCAAUCCAUAUCAAGAUAAUGGCGGUCUUUGUGUUGCUAUAUCGGGUGAAGAUUAUGUUAUUCUUGCAGGAGAUACUCGCCAAGUAAGAGGAUAUAGCAUUCAUUCAAGAUAUCAGCCUAGAGUCUUUAAUAUUGGUGAUAAUUUAGUAGUCAGUGCUUGCGGAUUUUCGGGUGAUUGUGAUGAGGUAGUACGGCUUUUGAGGAGACAACUUAUCGACUAUCAUUUUAAACAUAAUAAGAAGCUUUCUGUUAAAUCUGCUGCUCGACUUAUACAGACGAUUUUAUAUAGUAGACGUUUUUUUCCUUAUUAUAUUUAUGUAUUAAUUGUUGGGAUUGAUGAGAAUGGUAAAGGUGCUAUUUUUACAUUUGAUCCAGUAGGAUCUUAUGAAAGGGUUCCUUAUCAAGCAGUUGGCGAUUCUGCUUCUCUAGCAUUACCAAUGAUGGAUAAUCAGGUGGGUUUCAAGAAUCAAUAUGAAAUAGUCGAUGGAGAAUUUCAUUUGCGAACUCCUGUUUCUUUGUCUUGUGAGGAUGCAAUGAAAAUGAUCAAAGACACGUAUAACAGUGUUGCAGAACGCCACAUUCAAGUUGGUGAUGCAUUUCAAGCAUUUAUUGUGACAUCUUGUGGUAUACGUAUUGAAGAAUAUCAAUUAAAACGUGAUUAA
This is a messenger RNA of Pneumocystis murina B123, 795 nucleotides long. RefSeq lists its product as hypothetical. Lineage: Eukaryota; Fungi; Ascomycota; Pneumocystomycetes; Pneumocystales; Pneumocystaceae. The transcript is spliced from 5 exons. The record is from RefSeq and is a predicted model, not a curated record. Bases 85 to 795 code for a protein of 236 amino acids. Gene Ontology annotation, cellular component: proteasome core complex.